AUGCAGUCGGCUAAAGAGUUAGUCAGGAAAGAAUUAUCCCAUAACUUAAAAGAUUGUGCCGAUAGCUCUAUGCCAUCGACUUCGGAGCAGCCAGGUAGUAGCACAGAACAGAAAAAACCUGGACUGCUAGACUUCAUAAAACAAAGAAGACCCAAUACUAAUUUAACUGCUUCUGCAGUUAAUAUUUUACGAAUGUAUUUGGAGACAGAUCCACAAAAUGAAGAAGCCGAGAUCACAAAAGCAGCUGAAAGUGUGGGAGCUUUUUGGUCCAGCAACAAACACUUGGCGCCAUUAAAUACAAUAGCGCUAAAGUAUUUAGCUAUACCAGCCACAUCGGUACCUUCAGAGAGGAUGUUCUCUAAAUCAGGAUAUGUAUUGUCCUCUAGAAGGAGCAGGCUACAAGCAGAUGCUGUGGACCAAAUUUGUUUCAUAAACCAAAACUACGAUUUGUUAGAAACAGGCAAAGUAUAA
Molecule: messenger RNA, 471 nt
Organism: Parnassius apollo (apollo)
Lineage: Eukaryota; Metazoa; Arthropoda; Insecta; Lepidoptera; Papilionidae
Source: the annotation of a GenBank genome assembly